CGGAAGCACUGCACGCUCGCGCACUCGCCUCUCUGCCGCCUUCUUCUGGCACACAGGAGUUUAACUUCUGGCUCCGUAAGGACAACUUAUUGGCGUUAACCGUUCAGUGAUAAUCGAUUCGGGUUUUGGAAAACCGGCUUGGUGAAUUCUUUUCGCGGUACCGUAAGGGAAGACUGAGCAGCGCGUCUAUAGACUGCAGUCCUAUCCCCGUCGCCACACAGACAUCGGCACAUCCGUACUGUCGUGCUGCUGUGCACAAGUUAAUGUGUGGACACUAACGUAGGCUCCGGAGCGCUUUCCCUGCAGUUCCCCCAGCUUCAGCUACAAUGAGCGAAUACUUCAGCCUGUCGGACUGUGAUGUUAUCGGUUUCGACCUGGACCACACGCUCUGCCGCUACCAUCUGAAGGAGACGUCCAGGCUGAUCUAUGAGAGCUUUGCCAGGUAUCUGGUGGAGCAUAAAGGCUAUGACAAGGACCUGCUGAACCUAACCCCCGCUACCUGGGAUUUCUGUUUCAAGGGGCUAGUGGUGGAUCUGGAGGAUGGAAACCUUGUAAAGCUUGCUGAAGAUGGAACUGUCUUGCGAGCGACGCAUGGAACCAAUGACCUCAGCACAGAAGAGAUCAUCAAACAUUAUGGUCCAAAAAGGGAGUGGAAGCACUUCAACAGCCUCAAUACCUCCUUCACAAGAUCUGCAAAAUACUAUUUCUACGACAACUACUUUGAUCUACCCGGGGCUCUCCUCUGUGGAAGAGUUGUGGACAUGUUGCAUAAGCGAGGAAAUGAGGUGAAUUCCGACUUUUGGAAAGACAUGGUUGCUGCCAUCGACCACAAUUACAACACAUCUGCAUUCAAAGAGGAUGCAGGGACGUACUUCCCCAGUGUGAAGAGGGACCCGGGCCGGUACCUGCAGCCCUGCUCUGACUCCGUCAAGACCUGGCUGCGCAGCAUGAAGAACACUGGGAAGGUCCUCCUCCUCAUCACCAGCUCCCACAGUGACUACUGCAGGCUAAUCUGUGAACACAUCCUGGGGAAGGAUUUCGAAGAGCUGUUUGACGUCAUCAUCACAAACGCCCUGAAGCCCGGUUUUUUCUCCUUGGUGCCCCAGCAGAGGCCGUUUAGGACCCUUGUGAGCGACGUGGAGGAGAGCGAGGGGCUGCCGUCUCUGGAUAAACCCGGCUGGUACUCCCAGGGGAACUGGCCGCACCUCCACGAGCUGCUCAAGACCAUGACGGGAAAACCAGAGCCCAAGGUAGUGUAUUUUGGAGAUAGCAUGAGGUCGGACAUGUUCCCUGCCAGCAGCUUUGGGAAGUGGGAGACAGUGAUGAUCGUGGAGGAAAUGGAGGGGGAGGGCGUCCCGAAGAGCGACGCGGCAAUGUCCAAUGAGGCCCAAGUGGAGCCUCUGGAGAAAAAGGGAAAGUUUGAGGAGCAGGGCAUGAAGUCACCCUCUGCUGUGUCCAAGCAGUGGGGCUCCUACUUUGUCGACAUACAUAGAAGCGGAGGAGGGGAUGAGGAGAGCCAGAAACUGACCUGGUGCUGUAACUGCAUUCACAAAUACAGCACCAUGGCCAUCCCUAGCGUGGAGCACAUAGCAGAUCUUCCUCUGGAUUACAAAUUCCCCAGGUUUUCUCCCGACAAGCCCUGCACCACCGGCUACUACCCCAGGCCCCCGGAUUCUUUGCUGAAGAGGUGCGAGAGUCUGUCAUAAAAAUUGAAAAAAUUUAAAAGGAAAAAAAAAAGUCCUCCCUUACCCCUCUGCCUCAGGAGAGGAAUGUGCCUCCAUUUUUGCCUGUAGUUUCCCACCUGACCCCGCCGCCAUCUGUGGAGCACAGGAAGCAUACACUCCUCACCCAUUCAGAGAAACUAUGUGAAUGUAAGCCACAGUAUCUCUGUGUAAUAACACCUACAUUUGAACGUUGUUUUGUGGUUUAGUGUACCGUACACGUGGAAAUACGACAAAAUAAGUGUGUGUGUGUGUGUCUGCAUACAGUAAUAAUAGGAAAUGUAGUGUUUUUAUUGUUUCAUGUGUGAGGUCGCCUAUUAUUUUCUAUGGUAGAUUGUUUAAAAAUCUGAAUUCUUCGAACUUUUCCGAAAUAAAGUGAGCAUUUUACCGUCUCUUUAUUCCUGAAGUGAUUACCUCAAGAACGUUAUCUACUGUAAGCUGUACCCACAUGGCCAGUGUGUUUCUCCCGAAAAAUCUGUUGGAAUCCUUGUGUCAGUAUUCUGUAUAACACUGUUAUUGUUAAGUCUUUUUUAAAUAUAGUUUUACUGUAUGCAUUUUAGUAACCUUAACUUGAGGUUUAAGGUCUAAUGUUUCCCCCGUUUCAGUUUUGUAGAAGGUGUUAAACUUCAGGUCUGUUGUUGCUAAAGAACUGGCACAAUGCUCAAUCCUUUGUGUUGGCUGUUUUAAAAAAACACAACUUUGGGAAACAAUAAUAAUGGAUGAUGAAGACUAUGCUAGAUGUUCUCUGUAUUAUUUUUGGUGCAUCAGUGACAUGUGCUCUUUGAGUGAUUGUGUAAAAAUGUGGACUACUUGUGCUUCAUUCAUAUGCAGUACCAGUUUGAGAUAUGCUUUAACCGACUUCUGAAUGGUUAUUUUGUCGGUGUGCAUAGACAAGUUGUGCCAUAAUACUUAAGGAACACUCAGUUUGGGAAAAAUCAGUGGAAGUUUGCUUGUGGCUUUCAAGUCACAGCAGAUUGACAUCAGGGUAUCUCUGUGCAUCCAGGCCACAGGCAAAAUGUUUAGCCUAGCUUAGCACUAAGACUGGACCACAGCAAAAUUGUUAGCCUCAACUCUAACGUGGAAAAAUACAACUUGCAAAAACUCCAAAACUUAAAUGUUUUGUCUUGAUUGCUAGCAAACUUGUCACAAAUACAAGAGUCACCUCCAAUAGAUACUUGGGUUUAUUUGACAGCAGUGUUAGGACUGUGUGCAAACUAGAGGUCUUCACCGGUCCACUUGGUUCAUAGUAACUGAGAACCGACCCAAAACCGCUGUCGUGCUAGGUGUAAAUUAUAUUCUGUCUAAUUGGGUCCAGGUGCAGUCCUGUCCCAUUCCUGUGUCUUGGGUCUGCAUGUCAAUAUGUCUUAAUACCCAACUGGAUCCAAGCUGAAUCAGUAUAAGCCAUAAUCUAUUUGGGUCAGUUCAGGUCGACCACAUUUUGACUCGUGUCUAAUUAUCCAUGGGUCUGUUCAAAUAAAGUCUGUAUGUCCUUGGGUCAGCUUGGGCCUCUUUUUUUGCUAAUUUAUUUAUACACAUCAAGUUCGGGUAGGUUUUCUACAGUUCCGUUUCGGAUUGGGCCCAAAAUGUUCGUUAAGAUUCUGGUGUAAACCUGGCAACAGGACAGGGAGAGAACAUUUGACAUGUUACGAGCGAGGGCUGUCACUUUUUCAAAAAGUCAAGUUCAAACGAAUGAUAACUAACAAGUAAUUAGUUCAAAUAAUUUGAAAUCAGCAAACAUGUUUACCUUUGUCCAUGACUUUUCAAUCUUGCUAAAUCCAGAAUUCUUCCAUGUUACUUCUCAGAUGGUUUGGUGUCAUCUGUUCAGUACAGCUGCCUAGUUUACUCCAUUUUGCAUUAGCGAAGGGAAUAACAAUAGCCUAGUUUGCUAAGGGGUAAGCAAUAGAACAGAGUGAUCAUGCAUUUUACACGCCACAUUUUAAAUGCCCCCCCCCACUGGAGUACAAGGUACGCCUGUUGCGCUUAUGCACUAUGAAUUAUAGUUUCAGAGAGAUCAUUACAUACCAAAAACGUACUUUUAUUCUAUGUCUGAACUGUAAUUUGAAUUUCGAAUAAAAAGCGUUAGCACUACUGCAUACCAUCACUGCACCUAGCUGUUGUUGGUUACAAAUUAGCUUCAUUCUAAACUCAUAAAACCACAAUGGCAAUUUUUUUGUUUCGACAAGUUUUACAUAAACAAAACACAACAUGUAAAUAAAACUAGUUUGGAGUUUUUUGGAAGUACUUUUGACGGAGCCAGUCUAGCUUCUUGGCUAGCUGCUAGCGCGUUUGCUAUCUAGUUUAUUUUGUGCCAAGCUGGGCUAAACAUCCUGGAUCUCUAUACUAAACACACAAAGAUGAUACUGGUUUCAAUCUUCUCAUCUGGCUCUGAGUAAGUCAUCAAACAAUAGGAUUUACCAAAUGUCGAAGUGUUCCUUUAAGAUGACCAUCAUCUCACAAAUGAAGAGAGAAAUUUUGAUGAUAUACAGCUGUCAGCGUGUUUGUGAGAUUGGUCAUCCAAAGUGAAUUAUUACUUGUGCUGUGUGUGCAAGUGUUUUAUGCAUACAGCUGUUGUGAUUGUACUCUUCUUUUCUCAUCUGACCUGGAAAAUUUGACAUGCACAUUUGCCUUAUGUUGGAUUCAUUUGUGGUCUUAAGUUCUUUGAAAACACAGGGAAAGUUCAGUUCUGUGUUCAAGUGUUGAAGUGCUGUCAAUGAAAUAAAAUGUUCUACAAUUUUCUUA
This is a messenger RNA of Siniperca chuatsi (mandarin fish), 4460 nucleotides long. It is a transcript of the gene nt5dc1, whose product is annotated as 5'-nucleotidase domain containing 1. The transcript is spliced from 12 exons. Gene Ontology annotation, molecular function: 5'-nucleotidase activity. Bases 327 to 1706 code for a protein of 459 amino acids. The record is from RefSeq and is a predicted model, not a curated record. NCBI's taxonomy places the organism in Eukaryota, Metazoa, Chordata, Actinopteri, Centrarchiformes, Sinipercidae.